AAACCCUGCCUAAUCCUGCCAUCUGUCAGAGAGCAGUUUACCGGCCAAGACUCUCUCCACUAGGCUAAUUAGAAAGCCAGAAGAACAGACCCAGAGAGGAAAAAAAGAAAUUUCCAAAACACACUUUUCUGUCUGGUACUGUUCAAGGCAGUGACAAAUGGAGGAGACGUACCUUCUCAACCAUCCAGGUGUCCGGAAGAAGAUACUGGCAGGAGGCGCAGGACCACUGCCACACUUACCACCUGGGACAAAGCUGGUUUUCCAUUUCCAGACGCUGCUGGACAACUUUGAACGUACAGUCAUCGAUGACAGCCGACUGGCUGGCAGGCCGGCUGAGAUUUUUGUUGGAAAGAUGUUCAAGAUGGAAGUCUGGGAGACCUUGCUGGCUUCCAUGAGGAUUGGAGAGGUGGCUGAGUUCUGGUGUGAUGCCGUUCACACAGGCUUGUACCCCAUCGUGUCCAAGGGAAUGAGGCUAAUCGCUCAAGGGAAAGACCCCCUUGAGGGUCAGAGACACAUGUGCGGCAUGGGAAACAUGUUCAACUAUCACUCCACUGGUUUCCCAGAGCUGGAUGAGCUAAUGAGAACUCCUCAACCACUCAUUUUUAUCAUGGAGCUGCUGCAGGUGGGAGACCCCAUGUCCUACCAAAGAGAGUCGUGGAUGAUGGAAAAGGAUGAGAAGCUUCAGGAGGUGCCAAUUCUCCACAUGCAGGGCAAUACGCUGGUCAGGCAGAGACAAUUCAGAAAUGCUGCCAGCAAGUACAAAGAGGCCGUCCUGCUGCUGAAAACAGUCCAGUCCAGAGAGAUGCCGGGUGAUAUAGACUACAUUAAUUUGGGUCGAAUGAUCAUCCCCCUGGAGUUGAACUACUGCCAGUGUAUGUUGGAGCUGGAGGAGUAUUAUGAAGUUAUAGAGCACACCACCGAACUGCUGGAGAAACACAAAGACUGUGUGAAGGGCUACUACAAGAGAGCCAAGGCCCAUGCUGCUGUGUGGAAUGAAAAGGAAGCCCGGAGAGACUUCAACAUGGUGGCCCACCUUGACAUCACUCUGGCCUCUCUUGUCAGUCGAGAGCUGAAAACCCUGUCAGAGCGCAUGAAGGAGAAGUACUGGGAGGAGAAGGAGAAAUACUGGAACAUGCUGGAGAAAAAGGAGAACAAAAAUGAAGAGAGAGAGGAGGAUGAUGAUGAAGAGGACGACGACGAGGUGGAAGACAAAGGAAAACAAGAAAAUGUGACCACAGAGAGUAAAGAUGAAGUGGAGGAAGAAAAAGGUCAAGCUGAAGCUGAAGCCCAUAAAGAGGAACUCGGGGGAAAUAAGGAAGCGAGCUCUUCUGAGAUCAAUCCAAACGCUGCCAAUAAAAAAGAGGGAAAGGACUGGCAGCAGAUGUUACGACUGGUCAUGUUUCUGCAGAAGGAAGGAAACUUCCUCAUUAAAGAAAACCACUUCGAAGAGGCUUCUGUAAAGUUCAAGGAGGCCAUAGAAUAUGUGGACAUCCUUCAAAAUAUGCAGGUGAAUCAACAGAACGAGGACUGGGAGUCGCUGGAGAAAGUGCGCAUUCCACUGACUCUCAACCUCAGCCAGUGCAUGCUGGAGCUUAAACAAUACCAGCAAGUGGUGGAGCUCAACAACAAGCUGCUAAAGAAGCAGAAAGGUAACUUUAAAGCAGUCUAUCAGCGGGCACGAGCACACGUUGCUUUAUGCAACGAGGAUGAAGCUCGGAGGGACCUUGAUAUGGUGGAGAAAUUAGACCCAAUGUUUAAACCCUUCGUCCGCCAGGAACUGAGAAAGCUGGGUGAGAGCGUACGCACCAUGCACGCCCGCCAGAAUAAGACUUACUGGGAUGCAACACAGGAGAAGUGGGGGCCUGGUGGGAGCAAGGCAAAGAGUGCAGCAAGAAAGAAGAAUGUCAAAUGCACACAAAAAGCCACUGAAGAAAAAACUGAAACAGCUAAGAAGACAGCAGACAGUAAGAUAGAAGACAAGAAAAGCUCAGAGAAACCCGCUCCUGCUGAGACCGAGGGAGUGGGUGACGCAGAAACAGAGAAAGACGUAGAUGUGAAAGCAGAGCAGAGUGAUCUAGAGAGUAGGAAAGUGACUGGAGAGGGGUUAGAUAAUGAAAAUAUAGAGAGUGUCGUGGUUCACGAGGACGGUCAGGGUGCACAAGAUAAUCGAGCGACAGAUAAAGAUAGCGAUCCCGCGCCCACCAGCACAUGCCAAAAUAAUGUGAGCAAGAGAUCAGCAAGCGAUAAGGGCAGAAAGAAGGUCAAAUGCCAAUCAGGUGCUGCACCGGGCCCAAGCAGAACCAGCCAAGGGAGCAAAGUCACCUGGGAUAAGCCAGGAAAUGGUGGCACUCAAUCAGAAUAGACCAAUGGGUUGGAAUUGGCCUGUGCAGAGCCAAAGGACGGUGGAGAGAUGCAGAAAGUAAAACGCCUGGAAAGACAAGUGAUAAACAGCCAAGCCUCAAGUCUCAACAGGAAAUAUUGAUUAGGUCACAUACAAGAAAAAUGAAUAUAAACAGCCUGCAUUUGGCACCAUCCGGACUUAAAUUUCAUUAUUCAGUUCUCAAACUGCAGGCACAUAAAAAUAAAAAGAGCACAGGCAGACAAGGAGUUUGCCAAAUACAAAGUUUUUAUUUCUGUACACAAAGAGUAGAAAGCAGCCAGUAACCCACUUGUUAUUACAGUAAAAAGCCUUUCUUCAGAAAACGUUUUAUACAGAUUAAAAACUCCAGAAAAAAGACAGCAAGAAGUGUUUGGACAAUAACAUAAAAUCAAAACCAUUAAACUAUAAACAUUUGAAUGAUUAAUGAGGUAUAUUAAUGGUUAUUAAAAAAACUAAUUUCACCAGUAAGGUAUGAGUGUGUGUAUAUAUAUAUAUAUGUGUGUUAGUGUUAUCAAACACCUUGUUUGAAGUUAGGUGAUUCAUUGCCCUGUCCUGUGAGAGGAGAGACACAAGCUUAGAUGCAUGAUAGCAAACAUUGGAGGUUGUGAAAACAAAGGUAGGCAAGUAAUGAUCGUUAGCGUGGUGGCCAGCUACAUGCAGUUAACAGAGGUCUGGAGAGAGACAGCAGUGUCCUCUGGGGUGACUCUUGCCUCUGUGGAGAGCCUUUUUUUUCAAUCACACAGCUUCAGUCACGCCACAGGGAGCAGGGUAUGCUUCAGCGUGUGAAGGGAAUAUAGGGAGCCACUACCAGUAUAGAAAUGUGUACAUGGAUCAGACCUCACAUGAUCACACAGUCAAGGAGAUGAGUGUCAAACAGCAGCAGAGUGACACACGGGGACAAUCUGUGAAUAACCACAUAGUGUAUUUAUUUCAAUCUGCCUCUGAUAUGUUGUUUAAAAAUAAAACACAACCAAUGUUGACAGGCAGCCCUAUGGGGAGUUCUUCCUCUUCUUUUCACAUGUGGCCCCUGUUACAUCAUUUUGUGCACCCACAUACAAAAGUAUGGAGAUAAAAGUGUGAUCAUCAAUGCUUAAUGACGUGUGAAUACCAAUAAAUGUAUGUCUAUGAAUAAA
Molecule: messenger RNA, 3513 nt
Organism: Perca fluviatilis (European perch)
Lineage: Eukaryota; Metazoa; Chordata; Actinopteri; Perciformes; Percidae
Product: myb-like protein X
Exons: 8
Coding region: 158-2362 (734 amino acids)
Molecular function (GO): peptidyl-prolyl cis-trans isomerase activity; protein binding
Source: RefSeq, a predicted model, not a curated record